Molecule: messenger RNA, 1217 nt
Organism: Chara braunii
Lineage: Eukaryota; Viridiplantae; Streptophyta; Charophyceae; Charales; Characeae
Source: the annotation of a GenBank genome assembly
UCGGGGGUUUAAUGGAUGGGACGACUGCCAAGCGUGCGUGUAAGCGGGAUGGACAGGGGGGGGGGCGAUGAAGCGAUCUUCAUCCGAGGGAGGGCGCAAACCCCAAGGGCCGGAGAACGGGCUUGGCGGAGGAGGGGGGAGGGAAGCGGGGGGCGGGGGAAGGGAAGGGGGAGGGGGAGGUGGAAGGGUGACCUUGGGGGGAGGACACGGCAGCUGUGAUGGCCCCGGAGGCUGUCGACUACUAGCGACCGGUCCUCCUCCGACUUCUUCUUCGGCAUCUUCGACGACCGGAGGCGGGACAGGGGAAGGCGGAGAGCCCGAGGCCGGCGAUGGCGUCGACGCCGAGCAUGUCGGUGGGGGAUCUGGCGAUGGUGGCGGAGAGGAAGAUGGAGAAGCGCUUUGUCCCGACCCGGAAUUGGGCGGCGCCGCCGCCGGAGGAUCAUUGCAUGAAGACGGGGUAGAGCUUUCUGGAGAUGGCGACGCAGUCCCCGGCGUCUGACGGAGGCGGCGAGCUCGGCAAUGGUGGGGCCGGUGGCUGGGGUGCAACAGCGCUCGCUUCUUCCCCGUCCUGCCCCACCAUUCCAGGUCAUCAGUUGCCGCUUACACGUGUCCAAUCGAGCAUCGCCGAUUCCACACCGGCUACGAGCCAGCGACUCGCGACCGCAACCCCGCGCUUGCAACAUUUAAUGGCCGCCGGCGAAUCUGGACCGUUCGACGGCUAGAUUCGGCGUCGAUCGGCGACUGCCAAGCACUGCAAGCGGCGCCGAAAGGGACGGGGGCAGAGAGCAGCAGCGGCAGCACGGGUGCCGUCGCAGCAGCGCAAAGGAUUCGCUCGCGCGGUAUUCACGGCGGCGCACGAAGCCGACAAAACUCGUACAGCCAGGCAAAACCAAACCAUAGCAGAAGGAAGCGGAGCACAGCUGAGCCGAUGGAUGCGCGCCCGGCUCCCCCUGCCCCCCGCGCAACAGGCGCCACAACGGAAACAACGGGAAACACACAGUUCAGAGCGAAUGAGACGGGAGAAAGCGGCAGGCAGCUCGGUGGCCGCCAGAACGGCGGCGAAGGCGUUCACGUAUGCAUGGCCGUCCCCCCACCGGCGCGCAGUGGUGCGCGGCGCGCUGCGCGCCAGCCCGACGUGAGCGAAGUCGCUUCGAGCAGCCGCCUCCUUUAGGAAGGCGGCUACUCUUUCAGGAAAGUAAUGAAUCGCCGCCGGAUCG